AUGGUCCAGAUAGUCGACGACGGCUACGUCCUGGUCUCGUGGGAAGACGCAGACGGCCUCUCGUCGCAUGAAGACGCCCCAGCACCCCCUCUUCUUCAGCCCAUCAGCGAAAUUGUCGACGACUUGGCAGAGCAGUUCUGGCCCGUGAACAAGAGAAUCCACGAUCAUCCAGAGCUGAAGUUCCGAGAGCACAUCGCCCACGAUGCUCUGACAGAGUACAUGCGAUCCCGCCCUGGCUGGAGCGUGACGCCCUCAGCCUACGGCAUGGAGACUGCCUGGGUGGCUUCCUAUGAUACCGGCCGUCCUGGCCCAGUCGUUUCUUUCAACGUGGAAAUGGGCCACGCUUGCGGACACAACUUGAUUGCCACGGCUUCGGUUCUCGGGGCAGUUGCUGUUUCAGAACUGAUGAAGCAGAACCUGAUCUCUACCGGUAAAGUGGUCGCCUUUGGAACCCCGGCGGAAGAAGGUGGCGGGGGUAAAAUCAAUCUUUUGGAGGCCGGGGCUUAUUCUGACCAUCGGGUCGAUAUCAGUUUGAUCUCGCAUCCAGAUGCGAGUGCGAAUGCUGCGCUGAUGAGAACCACGGCCACGCAUGGAUUCAAGGCUGAAUACUUUGGUCGGGAAGCCCACGCGGCUGCAAAUCCUUGGCUAGGUAUAAACGCUCUCGAUGCCCUCAUCUCUGCCUACAACAACAUCUCAAUGCUGCGACAGCAAACGAUGCCUGAUGAUAUCAUUCAAGGCUACAUCUCAAAUGGGGGUAGAGCGUCGAAUAUCAUCCAUGCGUAUGCCGCCGGGACUUUUACUGUUCGAGCCAAGAACUCUGCCCGUUUGGAAGAGCUCAAGAAUAAGGUCGAUGCCUGCUUCAAUGCUGGAGCUCAGGCGACGGGCGCCAAGUUAGUUGUCACCCCUCGAAGAGGUUACAAAGAACAUAUUCCGAACCGCAUCUUGGCCCAGUCUUAUACGAAGUACUUUAAUGCCCUGGACCCUCCUGAUAGAAUCCUGGUAGAUCAGGAUCAGGAUGAGAUUCGCGGAACUACAAAAGCAAGCACCGACCAGGGAGACAUCAGCUACGCCAUGCCGAGCCUGAGCCCUGUUUUUUCCAUUGUCCCAGGGCCGAAUGGGAUGGGGCCACAUAAUCCUGAGUUUGCGGAGGCCGCGGGGACGAAAGACGCAUUCCAUCGGGCGGCGAGGGUAGGCAAGGCCCUCGCCGGAGUUGCAGCUGAUAUCCUCACGAAAAAAAACCUAUUGCAUCAGGUCAAACGGAGAUGGAGGGACGACUUGGCGGACCCUCCCAAAAAUUAG
This is a messenger RNA of Clonostachys byssicola, 1299 nucleotides long. Lineage: Eukaryota; Fungi; Ascomycota; Sordariomycetes; Hypocreales; Bionectriaceae. The record is from the annotation of a GenBank genome assembly.